Messenger RNA from Suncus etruscus (white-toothed pygmy shrew), 2120 nucleotides. RefSeq names its product ubiquitin specific peptidase 49 (gene USP49). The transcript is spliced from 5 exons. Bases 1 to 2001 code for a protein of 666 amino acids. Gene Ontology annotation, molecular function: cysteine-type deubiquitinase activity; zinc ion binding. Gene Ontology annotation, cellular component: cytoplasm. Lineage: Eukaryota; Metazoa; Chordata; Mammalia; Eulipotyphla; Soricidae. Gene Ontology annotation, biological process: protein deubiquitination. The record is from RefSeq and is a predicted model, not a curated record.
AUGGACCGCUGCAAGCACGUGGGGCGCCUGCGGCUCGCCCAGGACCACUCGAUCCUGAACCCGCAGAAGUGGCGCUGCCGCGACUGCGCCGCCACCGAGUCGGCGUGGGCCUGCCUCAAGUGCCCGCACGUGGCGUGCGGCCGCUACCUGGAGGACCACGCGCGCCGCCACUUCGAGCAGAGCGGCCACGCGCUGGCCAUGGAGGUGCGCGACCUCUACGUCUUCUGCUACGUGUGCCAGGACUACGCGCUCAACGACAACCCCGAGGGCGACCUGCGGCUGCUGCGCAGCGCCCUGCUGGCCGUGCGCGGCCCGGCGCGGGACCCGCCGGUGCGCAGCGGCCCGACGCUGCGCUCCAGGGCCGCGGCCGACGACGCGGCGGACGCGGACGCGGCGGCGGCGGCGGCGGCGGCGGCCCCGGCCCCGCGCGCGCAGAUGCAGAUGCUCACGGCGCUGCGCCACCGGCGCCGCCGCCUGCUGGCCCGCGCGCUGCGCCUGUGGUUCGAGCGCAGCUCCCGCGGCCGCGCGCGCCUGGAGCAGCGGCGGCAGGACGAGGCGCGCGAGCGCAGGCAGGAGGCGGCGCGGCGGCGGCGGCGCGAGGUGAAGCGGCGGCUGCUGGAGGAGCUGGCCCGCGCGCCGCCGCGCAAGAGCGCGCGCCUCCUGCCGCCCGUGCCCGCGCCGCCCGCCGGGGCCCCCGGCGUGACGGGCCUGCGCAACCUGGGCAACACCUGCUACAUGAACUCGGUCCUGCAGGUGCUCAGCCACCUGCGCAAGUUCCGCGAGUGCUUCCUGCACCGCGACCCCUGCGAGGCGGAGCGGCUCCUCGCCCGCGCGCGCGCCUGGGAGCCCGACGGCCUCUGCCCGCACGGCAACGGCGGCGGCGGCGGCCUUGGCCUUGGCGGCGGCGUCGGCGUUGGCGCCUCCACCUCUUCCUCCUCCGCCGCCCCGCGCCGCCGCCUCGAGCUCGUCCAGCACAAGGAGCCCCGCUCCAAGCACAUCUCCCUGUGCCACGAGCUGCACACGCUCUUCAGGGUCAUGUGGUCCGGCAAGUGGGCGCUCGUGUCGCCCUUCGCCAUGCUGCACUCCGUGUGGAGCCUCAUCCCCGCCUUCCGCGGCUACGACCAGCAGGACGCGCAGGAGUUCCUCUGCGAGCUGCUGCACAAGGUGCAGCAGGAGCUCGAGGCCGAGGGCGCCGCGCGCCGCUUCCUCAUCCCGCUCUCGCAGAGGAAGCUCACCGGGCAGGUCCUCAAGGUGGUCAACACCAUCUUUCACGGGCAGCUGCUCAGUCAGGUCACAUGUGUAUCAUGCAAUUAUAAAUCCAAUACCAUUGAGCCCUUUUGGGAUCUGUCCCUGGAAUUCCCUGAACGCUAUCACUGCAUAGAAAAGGGAUUUGUCCCUUUGAAUCAGACAGAGUGCCUGCUCACUGAGAUGCUGGCCAAGUUCACAGAGACAGAGGCCCUGGAAGGGAGAAUCUACGCUUGUGACCAGUGUAACAGCAAACGCCGAAAAUCCAACCCCAAACCCCUUGUUCUGAGUGAAGCUAGAAAGCAGUUAAUGAUCUACAGACUACCUCAGGUCCUCCGGCUGCACCUUAAAAGAUUCAGGUGGUCUGGCCGUAAUCAUCGUGAGAAGAUUGGGGUCCAUGUCGUCUUUGACCAGGUAUUAACCAUGGAACCUUACUGCUGCAGGGACAUGCUCUCCUCUCUUGACAAAGAGACCUUUGCCUAUGAUCUCUCCGCAGUGGUCAUGCAUCACGGGAAAGGGUUUGGCUCAGGACACUACACAGCCUAUUGCUACAACACAGAGGGAGGUUUUUGGGUCCACUGCAAUGACUCAAAGCUGAAUGUAUGCAGUGUCGAGGAAGUGUGCAAAACUCAAGCCUACAUCCUUUUUUACACUCAAAGAACAGUUCAGGGCCAUGCAAGAAUCUCAGAAACCCAACUCCGAGCUCAGGUGCAGUCCAGCAACAAAGAUGUGGGCAGACCACGGACCUUUCCCUGAAAGGGAGGUGCUUGUCAAGGACUGGCUUGCUUUCAAACUCUUGGUGUCUAUUUUUCUUUCCUCUUAUAGGAAAUAAGGUUUACCGCAGAAACAAAGUACUAAAUUGGUCUCACUGGCUC